This is a messenger RNA of Daldinia decipiens, 2016 nucleotides long. Its product is annotated as TMP-TENI-domain-containing protein. The transcript is spliced from 4 exons. NCBI's taxonomy places the organism in Eukaryota, Fungi, Ascomycota, Sordariomycetes, Xylariales, Hypoxylaceae. Bases 122 to 1693 code for a protein of 523 amino acids. The record is from RefSeq and is a predicted model, not a curated record. Gene Ontology annotation, molecular function: thiamine-phosphate diphosphorylase activity; hydroxyethylthiazole kinase activity; ATP binding. Gene Ontology annotation, cellular component: cytoplasm. Gene Ontology annotation, biological process: thiamine biosynthetic process.
GCUAGUUACAUAUCUUCCAUAAUACUAACGUUAUAGACGGAUGAUUAUACAAUUGGGGUGUAAAUUGUCACAAAAGGCCUCGUCGUCACUAGCUUCUUACCAGCUUCUUGCAUGCUAGAAAAUGCCGAAGCACGAGAUCGAUUACUCUUUAUAUCUGGUGACAGACUCGACGUCUGCUAUCCUCGGUGAUGCGGAUAUUUGCGAGGUAGUCGAAGCUGCUCUAAAGGGUGGCGUCACAUGUGUUCAAUACAGGGACAAGACAAGCGACACAGGUGUACUGAUAUCAACGGGCCGAAAGCUACACCAGAUCACCAAGAAGUACAGUAUUCCGCUACUCAUCAACGAUCGCAUAGAUGUUGCGCUUGCCGUUGGUUGCGAGGGCGUGCAUAUCGGACAGGAUGAUCUUGAUCUACCGACAGCUAGAAAGAUCCUAGGAGAAGACGCUAUUAUUGGCGUUACCGUGAGCAACAUUGCCGAAGUAGAAUCUGCGGCUAAUGGAGGUGCUGAUUAUCUGGGGAUUGGGACUGUGUUCGCUACAUCUACAAAAGAAAAUACAAAGAGUAUUAUCGGAGUAGAAGGCCUCCAGGAAAUUCUACUUAGGAUCGCAGCCGAGAACUGGCCCGUAAAGACGGUAUGCAUUGGCGGCAUCAAUGCAUCCAACGUAUCACGCGUAGUAUGGCAGAGCUCCGUAAGAGGGAAGUCCCUUGACGGCGUUGCAGUCGUGAGCGCUAUUAUGGCAGCCCGAGCCCCAGAGGCAGCCUCGAGAGAACUCCUCCAGCUGGUCAAAUCACCGCCUGCGUUCGCAAAAUUUGGUGUGACGCCAAGCCAGCAGACGAGAUCGCCCAAGGAGCUGCUUGCCCUCGUGCCAUCUAUUAUUAAAUCCAUCAACAACAAAAAACCGCUCUCCCAUAAUAUGACUAAUCUAGUUGUCCAGAACUUCGCUGCCAAUGUUGCGCUGAGUGUUGGCGCCAGCCCUAUCAUGGCGAAUUACGGCGAGGAGGCUAAGGAUUUGGCGAAGCUGGGAGGUGCGCUGGUUAUUAAUAUGGGCACGGUUACGCCGGAUGGGCUGGCGAAUUAUUUGAAGGCUCUGAAGGCAUACAAUGAUGCUGGGCAGCCCGUUGUGUAUGAUCCCGUGGGCGCCGGUGCAACCGCUAUAAGACGAUCGGCCGUCAAGACUAUUCUUGGCGGUGGCUACGUUGACGUCCUCAAAGGCAACCAAUCGGAGAUCCUGUCUUGCGUCCCCGGAGGAUCUACCGUUCAACAACGAGGCGUGGACAGUGGCCCCGGCAACCAGAACCUCCAGGAGCUGGGGUCCGCGAUUAAGGAACUAGCCCGGCUCCGCAGACAUGUCGUUGUAAUGACCGGGAAGACGGAUCUAGUGACGGCCGGGGACUCAGUGUUCACGAUUGAGAACGGCCACGAGUACCUAGGAAUGGUGACGGGCACGGGAUGCUGCUUAGGCACAGCCAUCUCAGCUGCAGUCGCAGCAUACCCUGACGACAAGCUUGCCGCUACCAUAUCCGCGAUAUUGCACUACGGCAUCGCAGCAGAGCUGGCGGCGGAGAGGCCCGAUGUCAAGGGUCCAGGCACGUUUGUGCCGGCGUUUAUCGAUGAGUUGUAUAAUGUGAGGAAAGCUACGGUUAAGGGAGAUAUGGAGUGGUUGAAGAGGGCUAGGGUUACGGUGGUAUCUUGAGCAUAUGGGUUUACUUGGAUAUAAGAACAUAGACGGUGGGUUACAUAGUGGCUUCUAUGUUAAUAGUCUAUCCUUUUGGAAUGAUUCAUCUUUUGAUGGUUGAUUUUUAUCUUGUAUUAAGUAUGCAGGUUUAAGAAUCUGGGUCUAAGAUUGAUGAUUCGAUGUAAUGAGCGUACAGCAGGCCCUGAUAUGAGAUGCAGGUAUAUAAUUAGAGGUAACUAUAAUAAUUAUAAGUAUCUAAGGUUACCUACCUAUGUAUAAAUAACUCGGGUAUCGAUAAGCUAUACAUUUCUCUAUCCCCGCUCGUUCCCGUUCCCGUUCCC